Odontomachus brunneus is the source of this 2373-nucleotide messenger RNA. RefSeq names its product sodium-coupled monocarboxylate transporter 1-like. Gene Ontology annotation, molecular function: symporter activity. Gene Ontology annotation, biological process: sodium ion transport; transmembrane transport. Gene Ontology annotation, cellular component: membrane. Lineage: Eukaryota; Metazoa; Arthropoda; Insecta; Hymenoptera; Formicidae. The transcript is spliced from 9 exons. The record is from RefSeq and is a predicted model, not a curated record. Bases 229 to 2037 code for a protein of 602 amino acids.
CGUCAGGUACUUUUCCAAAUUCCUACGAGGUUACUUCGUCAGGUGUAUGCAUGAUUAGAUCGUGGGUGCGUAAGCGACACUCUUUCGAGAUCUCGUCGCCGUCGGUACGGCGCGCCACUCCAGACGGUUGUUCCGAUGCAGAUGCCAGACCAGCGUGUCGAACGCACAGACAGGAAAUAAUUGAGACACUUCAUCGACGGGAAACCCUCGAGCCGAGACGAGUCCAGAAUGACGAUUAACGGCACCGAGUCAUUUUUCGCGGGCUAUGAGCUGAAGGAGCUGACCUUCGGAUGGACCGAUUACACUCUUUUUGGCGGUCUGCUGGGCGUCAGCAUGCUCAUUGGCGUCUACUUCGGCUUCUUCAGCACGAAGCAGGAUAAUACCACCGAGUAUCUGCUCGGCGGCAAGACCAUGUCCUUCGUGCCGAUCAGCAUGAGCUUGAUAGCAAGUCACAUAUCGGGAGUGUCAUUACUCGGCGUGCCCUCCGAAGUGUAUCAGUACGGGACGCAGUACGCGGCGUGUAUUUUCACGUCUUUCAUAACGUGCUUCUUAAUUGUAUGGGUGUACUUGCCGGUGUUCCACAAGCUGCAACUCACCAGCACUUUCGAGUACUUGGAGAUGCGGUUUGCUAGGCCGGUGCGGCAAUUUGCGUCGUUCCUCUACACCCUUUCGCUGGUCGUCUACGUGCCGUUGAUCAUCUACGUGCCGGCGUUAGCAUUCUCGCAGGCGACCGGUAUGAAUCUGCACUUCGUCGCGCCGGUGAUAUGCAUGGUGUGCAUCUUUUACACGACAAUAGGAGGCCUGAAGGCUGUCGUAUGGGCGGACACAGUUCAGAUGUCGGUGACUGUCGGAAGUCUCGUUGCCGUUUUGAUCCUGGGGACCAUCGCCGUGGGCGGCGUCAGCGAGACGUGGAGAAUCGCCCAGGAGGGUGGAAGAAUCGUGUUCUGGAACAUGGAUCCGAGUCCCUUCGUUAGAAAUUCGUUUUGGGGCAUGUCAGUGGGAAUGGUGAUGACGUGGUUAGCUGGGUUGGGUAUCAGUCAGGUCUCCAUGCAAAGGUUCUUGGCGGUACCGAACAUCAAAGAAGCCAAAAAGUCGGUAUGGUUCCUGGCUGUGGGUCAGGUGGUCGUAAAACUAAUCUCCGUCUUCACCGGCCUUACAAUGUACGCUAGGUAUUAUAAGUGCGAUCCUAUAACCACGCACGUUGUAGCAAGAAGCGACAAGAUAUUGCCAUAUUACGUGCUGGACGUAGCCGCGAACGUCCCAGGACUUCCUGGCCUCUUUCUCGCCGGCCUGGUGAGCGCCGGUCUCUCGACGAUGAGCGCCGGACUGAACACAGUCACUGGCACGAUUUACGAGGAUUUCAUCAAUCCCUGGAUGCCAGAGAGCAACGACAAAGAGACUAAAGCCGCCAACAUUAUGAAGGUCACAGUGGUUAUCUUAGGCUUCUUGUGCGUCGGCAUGGUGUUCCUCGUGGAUCGUCUCGGUGAUAUCUUCAGCUUGUCCCUGACCGUAACUGGCAUCACCGCCGGCACUAUGCUGGGUCUAUUCUCAUUGGGGAUACUGGUGCCUUGGGCGACGGCCAAAGGCGCGAUGAUAGGUGCCCUGAUCUCGAUGGUGACGAUGAUGUGGAUCAUCGUCGGCGCGCAAUGGCACAUGGUUAAUCAUCAUUUCUCUUAUCCCUCGCUCCCCACCUCGACCGAGGGUUGCCUGCGAACGUCAACGGGUUUGCUCAAUCAGACGGCGACGAUUACCACUACCACGCAGAAUCCGGUGCAGAUUGAGUCCGCGGAUGAGCCCUUCUUCAUAUACAGGAUAUCCUUCAUGUACUACACGAUGUUGGGGGCUUUGAUUGUGAUGGUGAUCGGCACGAUAGUCAGCUUUAUCUGCGGCGCGCCUGAUUUGGGCGACCUCGAUCGAGAUCAUUUCCCACCAUUUAUCACCAGAUUCAUGCCAACGAAAAAAUAUAUGGAAGUGUCGUUGCAUGCGGUGCCGACCGCGCUGGUAACCAAUUCCGAGAAGGAGGAGUUGAAGUCUUAGAAUAAGAAUAUCAUCGUAUAUAUCUUCUCGUCCGCGACGUUACGAGAAUGUCAUUACGGCGGAAGGGUGCGACGCGUACUCGACCUAGUUUGUCAAAUCGCUCGAUUGCGAGUCCAAUGAUCUCUGUGACGAUAUUAUAUAUUCUGUAAUCGAGAGCACAUUAGCUUAAAUAUUCUAUUGUACAGCAUUCGAAGCGAAUUCAUACGCGAAGACUGGUCUCAUCUCGCGGGCUGGUCCGACACCUCGGACAUGUCGUUAUCGAUACAAAGGCGCUCGUAGAUUCCUGUAAACCGCCCGAGAAGGGAAGCAACGAUCAAUAAAUCCCCAAACAGUCCA